Messenger RNA from Choloepus didactylus (southern two-toed sloth), 4089 nucleotides. Its product is annotated as neuroligin-4, X-linked. Gene Ontology annotation, cellular component: postsynaptic specialization membrane; synapse; cell surface. NCBI's taxonomy places the organism in Eukaryota, Metazoa, Chordata, Mammalia, Pilosa, Megalonychidae. The transcript has 8 exons. Bases 1376 to 3460 code for a protein of 694 amino acids. Gene Ontology annotation, molecular function: signaling receptor activity; neurexin family protein binding. The record is from RefSeq and is a predicted model, not a curated record. Gene Ontology annotation, biological process: neuron cell-cell adhesion; synaptic vesicle endocytosis; modulation of chemical synaptic transmission.
ACUGUGGUUUCUGUAGUGAUGGGGCCGGCCGCAGACACCUAUUGGCUGCCGAUUUUGUAAAUUUCAUUCAGUUUGGUCCAAUCGCAGGAGGAGAGCGAGGCAGACAGCAGCACCUCGCGGCUCAAUCUCUCUUUUUCUUGCACACUCGUCUCUCCGCCGUCCCCGUCUCUGAGCACAGAGCUCUUAUUCAGACCCAGCUCUGCCCUCCCUGCUCCGAUUGGAAUGCGCUUUCUUCCUGAUUAUAGGCUAUUGACGACCGAAAGAACGAAUUCCCUCCAAACGGCGGUUUGGGGGCCCGUCACAUUCCUUUGGAUGUGGCAGAUCUGGUCGGGAUUCCAGAAAGGGAAGACGCUGGGACUACAUACAUCCUCCUGAAUCACACCCGCGGUGACGGUUCCCCAGAAAAAUCUGGAUGUGUAAAGAGGACACUUACAGACGAUGCAGCUAGUCCACUGUUAAGGUAUCUUGUUGACCUGCUUCCCAAGGAGAGUUGAAAUGGCCGUGAUCAUCUCUUUGGACUCCAAAAUCUUCAGUUGCAAAGAUGAAAUUCUAUGGAGAGACUUAUUUAAGACAUUAUCCUAGUGUGGAAGAUACUGUUCUUAGCUUCAGCAUCUGAUAUUCUUCAAAAGGGAAAAAUGUGCUGAGAUGCGAAAGACAUCAAGUUGCUUUCCAUGGAGGCAUUUUUAAAGGCAUCGUCUCAGCAGGACAAUGUAAUGGCUGACUGCUCUUCCUCGGAGUUUUCAUAAAGAGCUGCUGCCCUUGGGAGUUGUUUGAAGGUCACCGCCUCCUUGGAGCAUUGUACUGGCCGGAAUUUGGUUCCAGGAUUAAGAGAGGGCUGCUCCCGGGCAAUGGGCUGCCAAGAAAACAGCAGUGUUUGUUUUUAACAUUGCGUGUUACCUAGCAGAGCAACUCUCCUGGGUCUCUCACUCCUGGAGAAGCCCCCUCUCCCCGCUUUCUUUCCUUAGGGCUGUAUCAAACACCCCACCCCUGCGGAUGUGGUUGUGAACCCAUGUCGAGGCCCAAGGAACUUGCUAUGGGUUCCACUGUUUUUUACCCCGCUGUGCGUCAUGUUAAACUCCAACGUUCUCCUGUGGAUCACCGCACUCGCCAUCAAGUUCACGCUCAUCGACAGCCAAGCACAGUAUCCCGUCGUCAAGACCAAUUACGGCAAGAUCCGGGGCCUAAGAACACCAUUGCCCAAUGAGAUUUUGGGUCCAGUGGAGCAAUAUUUGGGGGUCCCUAUGCAUCACCUCCCACUGGAGAGAGGCGGUUCCAGCCCCCAGAACCCCCUUCCUCCUGGACUGGGGUUCGGAAUGCCACGCAGUUUGCCGCUGUGUGUCCCCAACACCUGGAUGAGAGGUCUUUACUUCAUGAUAUGCUGCCCAUUUGGUUUACUGCCAACUUGGAUACCUUGAUGACAUACGUUCAAGAUCAAAACGAAGACUGCCUGUACUUAAACAUCUAUGUGCCCACGGAGGAUGACAUCCACGAUCAGAACAGCAAGAAGCCAGUAAUGGUGUAUAUUCACGGUGGUUCUUACAUGGAAGGAACUGGGAAUAUGAUCGAUGGCAGCAUUCUGGCAAGCUAUGGGAAUGUCAUCGUGAUAACGAUUAACUACAGGCUGGGAAUUUUAGGAUUUCUAAGUACUGGAGACCAGGCGGCCAAAGGCAACUACGGAUUGUUGGAUCAGAUCCAGGCACUGCGGUGGAUUGAGGAGAACGUCGGUGCAUUUGGUGGCGAUCCCAAAAGAGUGACCAUCUUUGGCUCCGGGGCAGGGGCGUCCUGCGUCAGCCUUUUGACCUUGUCACACUAUUCAGAAGGUCUGUUCCAAAAAGCCAUCAUCCAGAGCGGCACCGCCUUAUCCAGCUGGGCAGUCAACUAUCAGCCUGCCAAGUACACUCGGAUAUUGGCAGAUAAACUCGGCUGCAACAUGCUGGAUACCACGGACAUGGUUGAAUGCCUGCGGAAUAAGAACUACAAAGAGCUCAUUCAGCAGGCCAUCACCCCAGCCACGUACCACAUUGCCUUCGGGCCCGUGAUCGACGGUGACGUCAUCCCCGACGACCCCCAGAUUCUCAUGGAGCAGGGGGAGUUCCUGAACUACGACAUCAUGCUCGGCGUGAACCAAGGCGAGGGCUUGAAGUUCGUCGACGGCAUCGUGGACAACGAAGACGGCGUGACCCCCAAUGACUUUGACUUCUCCGUGUCCAACUUUGUGGACAAUCUGUACGGCUACCCAGAAGGGAAGGACACUCUGCGGGAGACCAUCAAGUUCAUGUACACGGACUGGGCAGACAAGGAAAACCCCGAGACACGACGGAAAACUUUGGUGGCUCUCUUUACCGACCAUCAGUGGGUGGCGCCCGCCGUGGCCACUGCUGACCUGCAUGCCCAGUACGGCUCUCCCACCUACUUCUACGCGUUCUACCACCACUGCCAAAGUGAAAUGAAGCCCAGCUGGGCUGAUUCAGCCCAUGGUGACGAAGUCCCCUAUGUCUUUGGGAUCCCCAUGAUUGGCCCCACAGAGCUCUUCAGCUGCAACUUCUCCAAGAACGACAUCAUGCUCAGUGCGGUGGUGAUGACAUACUGGACAAACUUCGCCAAGACUGGCGAUCCAAACCAGCCUGUCCCACAGGAUACCAAGUUCAUUCACACGAAACCCAACCGCUUUGAGGAGGUGGCCUGGUCUAAAUACAACCCCAAAGACCAGCUGUACCUGCACAUCGGCCUGAAGCCUCGGGUGAGAGAUCACUACCGAGCAACCAAAGUGGCCUUCUGGUUGGAACUCGUCCCUCACUUGCACAACCUGAACGAGAUAUUUCAGUACGUGUCCACCACCACCAAGGUCCCUCCUCCAGACAUGACGUCCUUCCCCUACGGCACCCGCAGGUCCCCCGCCAAGAUAUGGCCCACCACCAAGCGCCCGGCCAUCACGCCCGCCAACAACCCCAAACACUCCAAGGACCCGCACAAAACGGGGCCCGAGGACACGACCGUCCUCAUCGAGACGAAACGGGACUACUCCACCGAGCUCAGCGUCACCAUCGCCGUGGGGGCCUCGUUGCUCUUCCUGAACAUCCUAGCGUUCGCCGCGCUCUACUACAAGAAGGACAAGAGGCGCCACGAGACGCACCGGCGCCCCAGCCCACAGAGAAACACGACCAACGACAUCGCCCACAUACAGAACGAAGAGAUCAUGUCACUGCAGAUGAAACAGCUGGAGCAUGACCGCGAAUGUGAGUCGUUGCAGGCCCACGACACCCUGAGGCUCACCUGCCCCCCGGACUACACCCUCACGCUGCGUAGGUCCCCGGACGACAUCCCACUUAUGACACCUAACACCAUCACCAUGAUUCCAAACACACUGUCGGGGAUGCAGCCCCUGCACACGUUUAACACCUUCAGCGGGGGACAAAACAGUACGAAUUUACCCCACGGACACUCGACCACCAGAGUAUAGCUUUGCAGUUUCCUUCCCCUCCCUCUGCAGCCCCCACCUCGGCAACACAGAAGAGAGGAAGUCAACGGAAGGGACGUCUGCAAGCAACCAAUGCUUUCCAUCACACCAACAUCGGACAAAAGAGAGGACGGACGAGCGCUGCGUUCCCGCUGACCGUUCCCUGCAGAAUUUUCCAGCAUUACAAGAGCAACUUCUGACCCUGUGAAAUGUGAAAAGUCUGCAUUGCUGGUUAAAAUACUAUCUUAAUGUCUUCACCACUCCAGAGAACAUGUAGUGUUCAUUUCCAGGACCUCAGUGUUUCCAAUGUAACAGUAGCAUCUGACAAUUCUGGAAUGCAGCCAGGGACACGAUGUUUUUUGUUUUCUUUUUUUUAAUUACAGUUUAAAAAUAAAUAAAUAAAAGUUCUUUUUGUGCCAUACGAUGGAUGGCUCUACUUCAGUGAAGAAAAAAGUCUGUGGGCUUUUACCCAGCGUAUGGAGCUGCAGUCCAGAGAGAAGGAAAAGUAGAAUUUUAUUAUUAAAAUAAGAACUGACUAUGCAGUAAAAUACGUAUAGUUCUGUGCAAAGAGAUGUUUUGCCAGCCUGAACUAUAUUUAAGAUACUUUGUAAAAAUAAAAGAGAAACAAUGUA